This is a messenger RNA of Diachasma alloeum, 2168 nucleotides long. It is a transcript of the gene Ada2a, whose product is annotated as transcriptional adapter 2-alpha. Gene Ontology annotation, cellular component: SAGA-type complex; nucleus. The coding region runs from base 73 to 1494 and encodes 473 amino acids. Lineage: Eukaryota; Metazoa; Arthropoda; Insecta; Hymenoptera; Braconidae. The record is from RefSeq and is a predicted model, not a curated record. Gene Ontology annotation, biological process: chromatin remodeling; regulation of transcription by RNA polymerase II. Gene Ontology annotation, molecular function: protein binding; chromatin binding; zinc ion binding. The transcript has 2 exons.
CCGUUGAAGACGUGAUCGUGAACCCUUCAAGCCUCGCUCCCUUUUCCACAGUUUUAUCAAAAACUUCGAAAAAUGUCGAAUCCCGCACAUACAGACAUGGUCGAAGAGGAUGCGGCAGACUUGCAGUUCCCAAAAGACUGCUCUCACCCCCUCCCCCGCGCCCCCAUAUCAGUCACAAAAGAAGAAAUCCUCACUUCAGACCCGACUUGUUUCACCUGCCACUCCGCCCUCUCCGAGCCCUACAUAAAAUGCGCAAUCUGCCAAAGCACAAACCUCUGCCCCAAGUGUUUCUCCCGCGGCAAAGAGCGCGUGCCCCACAGAAACGACCACGAUUACAUAAUAAUCAGGAACGAGUUCCCCCUGAUCGAGUCGUCCACCUGGAGCGCAAAGGAGGAGUCCGCCUUCCUGGACAUCCUCCAGGACUGCGGCUUCGGCAACUGGGUGGACGUCUCGAAGCGAAUGCAGGGGAGGUCCCCCGAGGACUGCAAGUCCCACUACCUCGACAACUACAUCGACAAUCAGAGUCUGCCAGGUUUGCCUGGCAUGAGAGAGGCUCCUUCGACUGUCCUCUCCACCGAGGCCACUCCUUACUCAUUCAAGCUGCAGGACCUCGAGGAGCCCCCGAGGUUCGCCACAGGCACCUCCAACAGUCGACUGUUGGCCGGAUACAACGCAGCGAGAUCAGACUUCGAAGUUAAUUUCGAUAAUCACGCUGAACUCCUCGUGUCAGAGCUGAGGUACAACGAAUUCAGUCGAGAGGACGACGAUUACAGACUGGGGACUAGUCUCCAAGCUGCCAUUGUCGAGUCUUACAACAACAGAUUGAGGGAGAGAGCGAGACGAAAGGCGAUAGUUCGAGAGCACGGACUGAUCGCCUUCAGGAGGACAAUGUCCUGGCUCCAGAGGUACGACCAGACAAUCACCAGGACAACAGCUGAAAGACUCCUGGUGUUUAUGCAGCUGGCGGGGGGAAUGGACUUCGAUUAUGUCCUGGAGGGCCUCCAUCGCGCUGGAGAGUUGAGAAAUUCUCUGAGGAGACUCUCCGAGUACAGGAUGAAUGGCAUCAGGAGCUUUCACAGCAUUCCCAUGUUCAAGAAGCUUCUGGCGCUGAAGGGGGAGAGCGACAGGGAGAGGAAGAUGUACUUGGGGAGUGUUGAGUACAGCUGGAAGAGCUGUCUUCCUCAGAAGUUGACGAUUAGGGAGGCGCCUGUCGUUGUUGGGAGCUCCUCCAGGAGGCAGCCGCCUCCUUUGGAUAUCAGGGGACUUCCUGCUGAGGAGAAGCUCAGUCCCGAGGAGAGGGAACUCUGCAUUCAUGCCAGGAUCCCUCCUGAACAGUAUCUCGAUCAUAAGAAAUUGCUGAUCAAUGAGAAUAAGAAGAUGGGCUCGCUGAAACUUGCGCAGGCUCGGACUUUAUUGAAGAUCGAUGUCAAUAGGACGAAGAAGCUGUAUGUUUUCUUGGUGGAUCAUGGGUGGAUUCAGAAUAAGACCUCUUGAGGGCAAUGGCGUUUUUUAGAUUCGUAAGUGAAAAAAUUCAGAGAUGAGUUCUGCUGGUUUUUUUUAGUUGAGGAAAAUGGGGAGGAAAAAUUGGGGGGUGAGGAAUGAUCAGGUGGAACGACAAUAUUAUAAAUUUCUAUUUCCAAUUUAGACACUAAAAUUAGACAUUCAGAGAUGGUUUUUUAUUGCUAAAUUUCCUUAAUCUGGAUUAUUUUUUAUGAAUUACGGGUAAUUUUUGCCUGGUUGUUUCUGUUAAUUUUGGGUUAAUCUAUGGAAGAAGAUGUUGAAAUUUCCAAAUUGAAGAAUACCUCAUAAUAGGUGAUUUAAAGAGUUCGUUAGAAUUAAGAAAAAGUCAAUGUUAUCAGUUUAAUACGACUCCAGAAUAGUGUCAGUGCCAUAAGAAAUUGAUGAUGGGUGGGGAUACGAAGCUGAAGUGAAGGAACGUGCGCAGGCUUGCACUCGACAACGAAGAGAAGAGAUAAAAAUAUAUUUUUGGUUGAAUUUGGCUGGAUCCAGAAUAAGAGGUGUAUUGAAUGAGAGGGUUUGAUGCUUUGGCAGGUUUUUUAUUUUAAAAAAAUACAUUGAUACCAAAAAUGGAGAUGGCGGAUUGGGCGAUUUAAGGGUGAAUCGAUUAGUUGGGUUAUUGUCUUGACCGGUGGGUGCUGGUUUAUUCU